Messenger RNA from Juglans microcarpa x Juglans regia, 1119 nucleotides. RefSeq lists its product as uncharacterized. Bases 1 to 1119 code for a protein of 372 amino acids. The transcript has 4 exons. NCBI's taxonomy places the organism in Eukaryota, Viridiplantae, Streptophyta, Magnoliopsida, Fagales, Juglandaceae. The record is from RefSeq and is a predicted model, not a curated record.
AUGAACUGUCCUCUGUAUGGGCAACAACGUCUGGAAGCAGCACAAUUUGGCCCUUGGUUAAGGGCAAAAUCUGUCAUACGUCGAAGGGUGGUGAAGGAAGGGAGAAACUUCAAUCCAAUGGGGCAGGUCAGUCAAGGGGAUGUUCAUCUUAGUCAGCAGGACAGGGAAAGCAGUGAGAGGCAAGGGCCAGAACCAAUGAGGAAUGCAGAUAAGGAAACUGUUUUGAAAAAAGGAAAGGGCGUGUCUUUAGGAGAGGAUAAAGGGGAGGAUGAUCACGUUAGAAACCAAGCACUGAUGAAGGAACCAGACAAGGUCGAAGAAGAAGGGAGAGAUAGAGUAAUCUUAGAUUUCUUUAAGAGUCUCUUUACUGCCUCUAAUCAAACUGCAAGCUUGAAUUUUCUGAAUGGCCUGGCUAGAAGAAUAACAGAUGAUAUGAAUGCAAGCCUCACUCAAGAAUUCAAGGCUGAGGAAGUAACACAACCUCUUAACCAAAUGAGUCCUACUAAGGCUCCUGGCCCAGAUUGUAUGGCUCCUUUAUUUUUUCGAAAGUAUUGGGAUGUGGUAGGAAAGGAUGUUAUUGUUGCUAUUCUUAAUGUUCUCAAUAGUGAUGUGAUUUCAUUGUCUCAAAGUGCGUUUGUCCCUGGUCGACUCAUAAUAGAUAAUGUGCUUGUAGCUUAUGAGUUAGUACAUUUCCUAAGACAGAAGAGCUAUGGGAAGAAAGGGUACAUGUCAUUAAAGCUGGACAUUAAGGGUCCUAUCUUAGCAUCUCGUGGCUUGAGGCAAGGGGAUCUUCUAUCCCCUUGCCUCUUUCUAAUGUGUACUAAAGGCCUAGUUACGUUGAUGCAACAAGCUGACCAACAUAUGAUGGUGGAAGGGAUCAAGAUCUGCAAAGGGGCUCCAAAGAUCAAUCAUCUUUUAUUUGCAUAUGACAGUUUGAUAUUUUGCAGGGCCACAAUGCAGUCAAACAUUAAGAUUCAACAUUUGCUUGAGAUCUAUGAGAAAGCUUCAGGCCAAAAGGUGAAUAAAGAAAAGACCUCGAUGGUCUUUAGCAAGAAUGUGGCAGCUGGACAACCGGAGCUAAUCAUGAAUUUUUGGGGAGUGCAAAGGCAUCAACAAUAG